UUACAAAACUAUUAACUACCACAAACCCCAAAAAUCUUAUUCCCUUGUUAAAUCUCUCUAUAUUGGGAAGUGAUAAAGAGGCAACAAUGCGAGAGACUUAGUCCGCCACACUCGAUAAUGAUCCAUCAAGCUUUAGCUCUCCCUCGUCCUAUUCUCACCAGAGGAUUUGUGUCUAAUGGUGGCGGUAUGUUUGUCCAUCAAUGUCGAACAAAAACCCCUAGGGUUACAUUUUGCGCUGCUGAUGAUCAGAUAGCCAGUUCCAAGUCGAACAAGACAAGGAAAGUAGUGGAGCAUGUGUGUUUACUCAAAGCAAAAGAGGGUUUAUCUGAGGAAGUAGAAAAAGAUAUGCUUGACUAUCUUUACACAACUCAAUACCAAAUGAGAGGCAUUGUUGCUAUAUCUGUUGGUUGUAUCGGUGAUAGAAACAAUGAAUAUUUCACGCACGCUCUCUACAUGCGAUUCCAAAAGAAGGAAGACCUUGACAAGUUCUAUGAGAACCCUUUCUUCUUGAAAGUUCUCAAUGAAUAUGUUACACCAUUCUGCCAUGGGCUAACUAAUGUGGACUAUGAAUCAGAGGUUGAAGAUGACAUCCUUGCAAUAUUUAGAAAGGGGGAGGAGUACAACUAUGGCGAAGAGUUUGUUCUUCUGAUCACUUUUGCUAAGAGCGCUUCCGAGAAGAACACUAAAGAUGCAAUGGAUUCUUUUGCUCAGCUAACUUCAUCUCUUCCAUCAUUAAUUGUCCAGUCCACACAAGGUGCCUAUGUUUCUGACAUCCAUAUAUAGUCAACCUCAAAUUGAUCUAAUCGCCAUUUUAACUUUUCGAUGGUCUCAGGUUCAAACUUUAACGGCAGCAGUAAGGAAUUCACACAUGCAGCAGUAGUUCGAUUCCGUUCCUUUGAUGCCAUGGAGAUUUUCUUUGAGGGCAGAGAGUAUAAAGAUAUGUGGCGGUCGCAGUUUGAGCCGUUUAUAGAAAAGUCAGAAGCUCUUCAUUUCUCAGUGGAUCCCGUUGGUACCGACGUCAUGUAAAACAUUUCAACUCUACAUUGGGUUGCAGUGCAUUAUGAACAAAGUUUUCUCUAUGAAUCCGAAAACGUGAGUUAUUGAGUUUAAAGAAAGCAAAAUACAUUGAUUAUUUGCAAAUAAUAGCUGUUUC
Arabidopsis thaliana (thale cress) is the source of this 1153-nucleotide messenger RNA. Its product is annotated as Stress responsive alpha-beta barrel domain protein. Lineage: Eukaryota; Viridiplantae; Streptophyta; Magnoliopsida; Brassicales; Brassicaceae. The record is from RefSeq and is marked reviewed. The transcript has 8 exons. Bases 118 to 783 code for a protein of 221 amino acids.